GAUUUGCCUAUGUCUUGUGGGAAAAAGCCUUUAGUUAAAAAUUGGGACAGGCCAAAAAAGUUGAGGGUUAUUACGCAAUCGCGGUACGAAAAGAAUGAAGCCUCCGUUAAAGCGCAUUGGAAAAAUGUUAUACAUUCCUUGGAAAUGUCGUACAAAGACGAAGCGUUUUGGGAAUCGCAAAGUGAAACCGUAAGAGACCUGGUGGGGCCGGUGAUAUAUCAAAGGAUAGUUAAAAUUUUCAAACUACCUUCAAUUGAUCCAUCGUAUGAACCUCCGUCUGAAGUAUCUUCACAACAGCCGUCGGAUAUGUUUUAUCAAGAUGACAUUGUUCACCCAACUUCAGGGGUUCAAAUUCAGCCAACCUAUUCUGCCAGUGACUUCGAUGUCUCAAUGUAUGAUGAAUUGGAAGAGGAAGAAAUCGCCGAGGAACAAUCACAGUGGAGUAUGUCAAGUGGACCUUCCGCAGAUUUGAGGAAACUCUCGCGAUCAAAGUCUAUGAACAGGUCGAAGUCUGUGACGAUGAGUGCAUCAACAAAGGCAAGGAAGAUGUCAAAGUCGAUGUCAAAGGGUAUGCAGAAGUCAGGAUCGAGACUGUCUAAGGUGUUCAAGUCAGAUUUAUUAUCGAUGGAUGAAAAAACGGCAAGCUCUCGAGAUGACCUUAUUGUCCAUGCCCAAUCAAGAACAAGAAAGCCAAACCGAAGACUUCCCGUGAACAAUCCACAUUUUGAUAUGCUUUAUUGUAACAAAUCUGAAACGGACAUGAUAAAAUAUAAUUCAAAUUAUAAAAAGAAAGCAUUUGACGUAUCCGCCUCAGACGAAUUUAGCAAGAAGGCUGAAAUUGUGAAAAAGAAGAUUGCCAAGGAAUUUUAUGAUUGGUGGACUGGACUGGGAAAUGUCGAGUUCAAAAGUGAAAUUAGGAGGCCAGAGGAUAUUGAAGAUUUGUUCCAAGUCUGGUUUGAUGAGCACGCUUCAAGAAGCUUGGUUCUUGAUCCAAAGAUUCUGCCGUGUGUACUCCAGAGUAUUGCUGAUUACGUUGAUGCCCCGGAGGCGGCAUGUCCAGGAGUAUUAAAACGACAGAUUGCCUGGGACGUUCAUGCUGAGACAAGUCCUGCCCAUGUCCUGGCAUUUGGCACUUGUUUACCACAAAAGUACAAACACAUCCCACCCAGGAACAAUACAAAAGAGAUGUGGCAUCCAGUCAAGAUACCUGAGGAUCUUAAGACAAUGGCCUGUGUAUGGGAGGAAAUACAGCAUCUCACUUCAAGCAAAGCCUUCCACGAGUGGCUACAAACAAAGCCAUAUCUACCUAUGCCGCCAUUCUUCAAAGCCUUGGAAAAACCUGGUGAUAAGAAGCAGCCAUUCGUUGUUCCAUCCGACUUUGUGGUCACCGACAGAAGUUCUUCGACGUCUGCUCAAGAAUUAGCGUUACCAAUUUCCGAGUUCGAUUUAGAGCUGAAGGAAGUCUUGAGCAAACUCCUGAAUUAAUAAAUGUUUUUGUUAUAUGUGCCAUUUAA
Leptidea sinapis is the source of this 1514-nucleotide messenger RNA. RefSeq lists its product as uncharacterized. The record is from RefSeq and is a predicted model, not a curated record. The transcript has 9 exons. Lineage: Eukaryota; Metazoa; Arthropoda; Insecta; Lepidoptera; Pieridae. Bases 10 to 1485 code for a protein of 491 amino acids.